This is a messenger RNA of Musca domestica (house fly), 1102 nucleotides long. RefSeq lists its product as uncharacterized. The record is from RefSeq and is a predicted model, not a curated record. Gene Ontology annotation, molecular function: transmembrane monodehydroascorbate reductase activity. Bases 276 to 1034 code for a protein of 252 amino acids. Lineage: Eukaryota; Metazoa; Arthropoda; Insecta; Diptera; Muscidae. The transcript is spliced from 4 exons.
CGUUGGGGUUUAUUCUAAAUGCUCCCCCAAGUCAAAGGCGCAUUCACAAAACGGUAACCGGCGCGUGUGGUUCGCUUAGCUCGCAUUGGAAUUUUGGAUAAUAAAUUGGCUCAAACUGAAUCAAAAAGCAACUAAACUGUGAUAAAAUAAAAAUAAAAAAAUCCCCAAACAAAAACAUAUUUAACAAGAAUAGCUUGAAAACAACUAUUUUAAUUAACAAAUAAUAUUUAAAAAAAAAACAACAAAGAAAAAAAACAAUAAAAAUCAGCAGCAACAUGUCGUGCAAUAAUGAAGCUUUCAAUUUAAAUGGUUUAAUGCCCCAAGCCCAUAUGGAGUGUCAAUUCAAUCUCACCAAUGCCGUUGAUGGCGGCUAUGCACCCAUGGCCCUACAGAGUUUUCCCACCCUACUGGCGGUGGCCAUGAAUCUAUUCAAUCAUGUUUUAAUUGUGACUUUGACCUCUUACAUGGUCUACAAAUGUUGGCUAUUGGAGUUUCAAAAGACCGCCCUGCAUGCCCAUCUCUGUACAAUUGGGUUCGUACUGCUAAUGGCCGAGGGGAUAAUGGUGCGCUAUCGUGCCAACAUUCUAUUCGAUGACUAUUCGCCGGAGAGCAAAACCUUGAUGCAUGCCUUGCUCCAAUUUAUGGGUGGAUUUUUGGGUAUCAUUGGUACGCUGCAAAAAUACUGGGGCAAGGAGAUCCAUUUCAAGUCGCGCCAUGCAAAAUUUGGUUUGGCCGCCUGCAUAUUUUGUUUCAUCAAUUUCAUUGCCGGUUUCUGUACCCUGAUAUUACCCUCCAGCCGUGCCACCAUGAAGCUAUUACACACCUCAUUGGGUCUACUCACCUUUGUCACCGGCAUGUUGGCCCAAAUCUUUGGCUAUGACACCGGAUUCUUCCAACGCAACUUUAGCCAUAAACGUCUCUUCAAAUUUGUCACCUUCGUCAUUAUGGCCAUCUCCAUAAUUGGACCAUUCAAAAUGAUGACCUAUAAAAUGCACAGCACUUUUAUGAGCAGCAUGCCUCAAGCAAAUAUAUGAGGAGGUCUUUUGAGGUGGUCAGGUGACGACCAGAAAAAAACUGUGAUUUUAAGAUUAUUGUUGCCCUU